This is a messenger RNA of Adineta steineri, 429 nucleotides long. NCBI's taxonomy places the organism in Eukaryota, Metazoa, Rotifera, Eurotatoria, Adinetida, Adinetidae. The record is from the annotation of a GenBank genome assembly.
AUGGCUGAUCAAUUAACUGAAGAGCAGAUAGCUGAAUUUAAAGAAGCUUUUUCUCUAUUUGACAAAGAUGGAGAUGGAACAAUUACCACUAAAGAAUUGGGUACAGUUAUGCGUAGUCUUGGUCAAAAUCCAACAGAAGCUGAAUUACAAGAUAUGAUUAAUGAAGUUGAUGCUGAUGGUAAUGGCACAAUUGAUUUUCCGGAAUUUUUAACAAUGAUGGCACGUAAAAUGAAAGAUACAGAUUCAGAAGAAGAAAUUCGCGAAGCAUUCCGCGUGUUUGAUAAAGAUGGAAAUGGAUUUAUAUCAGCUGCUGAACUUCGUCAUGUUAUGACUAAUUUGGGUGAAAAACUCACUGAUGAAGAAGUCGAUGAAAUGAUUCGAGAAGCAGAUAUUGAUGGAGAAUUCGUAACAAUGAUGACGUCGAAAUAA